Molecule: messenger RNA, 1935 nt
Organism: Momordica charantia (bitter melon)
Lineage: Eukaryota; Viridiplantae; Streptophyta; Magnoliopsida; Cucurbitales; Cucurbitaceae
Product: homeobox-leucine zipper protein ATHB-6
Biological process (GO): positive regulation of DNA-templated transcription
Cellular component (GO): nucleus
Molecular function (GO): sequence-specific DNA binding; DNA-binding transcription factor activity, RNA polymerase II-specific
Source: RefSeq, a predicted model, not a curated record
GAAGGCCAAUUGGGUUAUGAACUGCUCCCCCCAACUUCCCAUCUCUCCUCUCUCUCUCUCUCUCCCCCUCUCCCCUCUGGUUUUACGAACGUUGUUUUCAGAUGAGCAUUCCCAAUUUUCCAUUGAGAAGAGAGUGGAGUGAGAUUUUGUUUUAUGAUUGAUUGCUGUUCUUAAAUUUCUGGGUUCUGUCUGUAAUGGGUUCUAAGGGAGAAGAGAUGCUGAAGAAAGAUGAGGAAUCAGGGCAAGGGAACAGUUUGUACAGUAAAUUGUGUAUCCAAAACUGUACAACUUGUUAUUCUUUCUCCAGACAUGGGACUUUUGCCUUCAUUGCUUCCUUGAAGUGAAGUUAUAUUAUUCCAAUUUCUUCCCUUCCAGAACACUACUUAACAACCAAAAAGGAAACAAUCAUAAACAGCAACAAAAAUUUAACCCAUCUCAUCAUCAUCAUCAUCAUCUUCUAAGCUUUCUGUUGCACUAGUUUGUGUUUAAAUUUUCUGCGUCCCCAGUCAUGAAGAGGCCUACUGCAGGCAGCUCAGAUUCCUUGGGUGCACUCAUGUCCAUUUGCCCAACUUCAGAUAAGGAACAGAGUCCGAGAAACAACCAUGUUUACGGGGCUGAGUUCCAGUCUAUGCUUGAUGGGUUUGAUGAAGAAGGGUGCGUUGAAGAAUCGGGACAUGUUUCGGAGAAGAAGAGGCGACUGAGUGUCGAGCAAGUUAAGGCUCUGGAGAAGAAUUUCGAAGUGGAAAACAAGCUCGAACCAGAGAGGAAAGUGAAGCUGGCUCGAGAACUUGGUUUGCAGCCUCGACAAGUGGCCGUUUGGUUUCAAAAUCGUCGAGCCAGAUGGAAAACCAAGCAAUUAGAAAGAGAUUAUGGCGUUCUCAAAACCAAUUAUGAAAAACUCAAGCUCAAUUACGAAACUCUCCAACAGGACAAUCACGCUCUCCUCAAGGAGAUUCGGGAACUGAAAUCGAAGCUUCAAGAAGAUAACUCGGAGAGCAAUGUUUCGGUGGAGGAAGAGAUGGUGUUGGCGGCCGCCGACUCUGAGAAUGCUCUGAUUGAAAAAACAGAGCCGGAAACCGGUGACUUCUCUGUUCCUCCGGCGACGGAGUUAAAAGACCUCAAUUACGAGAGCUUCAACAACAAUGGCGGAGAAGGAGAAGAGGUACCAACGGAAGAGGCCUCAUUGUUCCCCGAUUUCAAAGAUGGGUCAUCCGAUAGCGAUUCGAGCGCAAUUUUAAACGAAGAUUACAGCUCCACGGCGGCCAUUUCUUCACCGGGGGUGCUGCAGAACCAGCACUACCACUUCAUGGCGGCAUCUCCGUCUCCGUCUCCCUCCGCCGCCGUGAAAUUCAACUGCUCAACGGCAGCGCUCAAUUACUGGCAGUUUCAGAAGGCGUAUCAACAAACCCAGGUGUAUCCGAAAAUGGAGGAGCAUAAUUUCUUCACCGGAGAGGAGGGUUGCUGCAACUUCUUCUCCGAGGAGCAAGCUCCGAGUCUGCACUGGUGGAGCUAAAUCCGUGGCGGCAUAAGCGAGAAAUUUGAAGAGAGAAUAAAAAUUGGGGAGUAAUUUUCGAGGUCGUUGAAUUGAAGGCAUGAGAGAAUUAAUCGGAAGGAGAAGAUCGGAUUGGGGAGAAGUUAUGGAGAAGAGAAAAUUCACGUGGGGUUCUCCAUGAAAAAUAAUUGCCCCAGUUCUACUUUUCGCUUUCUUCUUCCCUGAAUUCGUGCGGGAAAAUGAUGAGAUCGUAAUUGAAAUCUACGCUGUAAAAAUCAAAACCAGAAAAAAAAAUCAAUCAAUAGGGAUUAGAAAAAACUUGUGUUGGAAAAAUAAUCAUAGUCUUCGCUUUCUUGCCGUCGUCCAAACAGAACAAAGUAGAAUCUUCCUUCUAAUUUUUUCCGCUGCAAAAUUUUCAACAAAUAAGUGAUGAUUUUGUCCCA